Messenger RNA from Danio rerio (zebrafish), 879 nucleotides. It is a transcript of the gene ccs, whose product is annotated as copper chaperone for superoxide dismutase. The record is from RefSeq and is marked validated. Gene Ontology annotation, biological process: superoxide metabolic process. Gene Ontology annotation, molecular function: copper ion binding; metal ion binding. Lineage: Eukaryota; Metazoa; Chordata; Actinopteri; Cypriniformes; Danionidae. Gene Ontology annotation, cellular component: cytosol.
ACUAUCAACGUGCGAUCUGGAGAUGGACACAAACAGAGCAGCGAAGCUUGAGUUUGCGGUGCAGAUGUCAUGUGACAGCUGUGUUAAUGCAGUAAAAGCCGUCCUGGAGAAAGAUCCAGGAGUGCAGUCAGUGCAGGUAAACCUGUCUAAGGAGGAGGUUUUGGUGGAAACGGCUCUGACGUCUCUUCAGGUCCAGACUCUGAUCGAGAGCACCGGCAGACGAGCCGUGCUGAAGGGAAUGGGAGGAUCAGACUCAGACCUGGGGGCUGCCGUGGCAAUGCUGAGUGGGGCGGGGCUUGUCCAGGGCGUGGUCAGAUUCCUGCAGCUGUCACAUGACCGCUGUUUGAUUGACGGGACGAUCGACGGACUGAGCCCUGGGGCUCACGGUCUGCAUGUGCAUGAACUGGGGGAUCUCACACAGGACUGCAGGAGUUGUGGAGAUCAUUUCAAUCCAUUCAGGAAGCAGCAUGGAGCUCCACAGGACUCUGACAGGCAUGUUGGGGAUCUGGGAAACAUCAGCGCUGGUCCAGACGGCAGAGCUUCAUUCAGACUGGAGGACUCUCAGAUCAAGGUAUGGGAUGUGAUCGGCCGCUCUCUGGUGGUGGAUUCAGGAGAGGAUGAUCUGGGUCGAGGGAAUCACCCGCUGUCCAAAACCACUGGAAACUCCGGAGAAAGACUAGCAUGUGGGAUCAUCGCUCGCUCCGCCGGGCUCUUUCAGAACCCCAAGCAGAUCUGUGCCUGCGAUGGAGUGACGCUGUGGGAGGAGAGAGACCGUCCCAUCGCCGGCAAAGGACGCAGAGUCGAAACACACACCUCUCAUCUGUGACCAUUGCACACACGCACGCGACCAGAAGGAGAUUAUUCCUGACCAAUGAGAGC